CGGACUCCUGCGCGAGCUCACGGUGUCUGAGGUAGGCGGCUCGGCGUCUUUCGCGUCCGGGCUGGCCCCGGUCGCUCUGGAAGAGCAGGCAGGACCCCCGACCCUUAUUCAGGAUGCUGUGUUCACGGCUCCUUUGUGGAUGUCUGUUGCUGAUAACUGGCUAUGCUCAUGAUGAUGACUGGAUUGACCCAACAGAUAUGCUUAACUAUGACGCCGCCUCAGGGACAAUGAGGAAAUCUCAGGUGAAAUACGGUACAUCAGAGAAAGAGGAAGUAAACCCUGACUUGUCAGAUGCCAAGGAACUGUCAGACUGUUUGCACAGACUGGAUUCUUUAACUCACAAGGUUGAUAAUUGUGAAAAGAAGAAAAUGAAAGAUUAUGAAAGUCAAAGUAAUCCUGUUUUUAGGAGAUAUCUAAAUAAGAUUUUAAUUGAAGCUGCCAAGCUUGGACUUCCUGAUGAAGACAAGGUGGAUAUGCGGUAUGAUGCUGAGGUCCUCCUUACCAGACAGACACUAUUGGAGAUACAGAAAUUCCUUGGUGGAGAGGAAUGGAAGCCAGGAGCCUUGGAUGAUGCACUAAGUGACAUUUUAAUCAAUUUUAAGCGUCAUGAUUCAGAAGCAUGGAAGUGGCAAUUUGAAGAUUAUUUUGGAGUAGAUCCAUAUAAUGUGUUUAUGGUGCUCUUGUGUCUGCUCUGCAUUGUGGUGAUGGUGGCUACUGAGCUCUGGACAUACGUUCGCUGGUACACGCAGUUGAAACGAAUUUUUAUCAUCAGUUUUUUCGUCAGUUUAGGAUGGAAUUGGAUAUAUCUAUAUAAGGUAGCCUUUGCUCAGCAUCAGGCUGACAUCGCAAAGAUGGAGCCAUUCAACAAUAUGUGUGUUGUCAAGAUGGACUGGACUGGAAGUCUCUGGGAGUGGUUUAGAAGUUCAUGGACCUAUAAGGAUGACCCAUGCCAAAAGUACUAUGAGCUCUUAUUAGUCAACCCUAUUUGGUUGGUUCCGCCAACAAAGGCUCUGGCAAUUACGUUCACUAACUUUAUAACGGAACCAUUAAAGCACAUUGGAAAAGGAACUGGUGAAUUCAUUAAAGCGCUCAUGAAGGAGAUUCCAGUGUUGCUGCAGAUUCCGGUGCUUCUGCUUAUAGCGGCUGCUGUCCUGAGCUUCUGCUAUAGUGCUGGACAGUCAAUUCCUAUGCUGAGACUCUUUGGUGGUCCUGAGCGAGAACCUCCCCGAGCCCUUGAGCCGGAUGACAGAAGACAGCAGAAGGAACUUGACUAUAGAUUCCACGGUGGAGCAGGUGACGCAGAUUUCUCUUACAGGGGCCCAGCUGGCUCCAUCGAGCAAGGCCCUUAUGACAGAAUGCAUGCACGUAAGAGAGAUGUUCUGAGACAGAGAGACGUUGACAUGAGAUUUCAGUCUGGCAACAAGAGCCCUGAAGUGCUCCGGGCAUUUGAUUUACCUGACACAGAGGCACAAGAGCAUCCAGAAGUGGUCCCCAGCCAUAAAUCAUCCAUUGUGAAUACAAACCUCGAAGAGAUUGGUGAACUCCCAGGAGAAAGUACUCCGACAGAAAACAGCCAGCCUGCCAAGGAUGUCUCUGGCCAAGUUCCCAGCACUGUUGAAAGCUCACCCAUAGUGGAGAAGGCCCAGCUGAAGACAGAUUCUGAGUGUAGCCCCCAAGGAGGCCACCCACACAGCACAGACGCUGCAGUGGCAGCCCGUGGGACUGAACUUGUCAGCAGCCCAUGUGGCUAAAGAACAAGGCGCAGACCAGCCCCAGCUCCAGUCACCUUUGAAAUGCCCAUUUGGGAUGGAAUCUACUUUGACAGCUAGCAAAGCAACUUGCUGUUCUUGAGUGAUUACAGCAAUUCAGGGAAGACUUGAUUAAAACAAGGUGAAGCUAUCAAGGCCAGUUUAUUGCAGAAAAGAGAGGCGGCUUGUCUCAAGUGACUAGUGAGACUUGCAAGUAUUUGUCAUUGAGGUUAAAGCACAUUGUAACUGGCUUUUAAGAAAAGAACAGGGUAGGUAGUUGUUGAAAGCACUUUUUAAAAUGGAAUAAAUGUUGAAUGCUUACAUUACAUGGUCUUAACCACUGUAAACACAAAAUAAACACAUAUUUUUACAUUUUG
Grammomys surdaster is the source of this 2125-nucleotide messenger RNA. RefSeq names its product chloride channel CLIC like 1 (gene Clcc1). The transcript has 12 exons. Gene Ontology annotation, molecular function: chloride channel activity. The record is from RefSeq and is a predicted model, not a curated record. Lineage: Eukaryota; Metazoa; Chordata; Mammalia; Rodentia; Muridae. Bases 114 to 1751 code for a protein of 545 amino acids. Gene Ontology annotation, cellular component: membrane; endoplasmic reticulum.